Suillus subalutaceus is the source of this 1014-nucleotide messenger RNA. RefSeq lists its product as uncharacterized. The transcript has 3 exons. The record is from RefSeq and is a predicted model, not a curated record. NCBI's taxonomy places the organism in Eukaryota, Fungi, Basidiomycota, Agaricomycetes, Boletales, Suillaceae. The coding region runs from base 1 to 1014 and encodes 337 amino acids.
AUGGAGUCCGACGAGCACAGGGCUCGUCUCGGGCUGCGUGGACGCACGAACACGGUUCUCCCAAUGAAAAAUGAAAUGUUAUCGUGUCUGUCAUCGAGGCAUCCUCAUCAUAACCCCAACGAAUCGGCCACCAAGCUCCAUUGGCCAGGUGGCUCGUACCAGAGUGAGCCCGGUAUGCUCAACGCGGUGCAUGAGAUUACACAGUACAAGCCACAGGUGGACGGCCACGUCCCAGAGAUGAUCUGGCUCCAUCAAGUUGAAGAGACAUCCACAGCAAAACUCAGAAGGGAGCUAGAGAUUGACGACCCUGCACGACGCAGUCGUAUCUUGAACAUCCACGUGUCUUGGAAACUUCAGCCGAUCACGAAGCUGAGUGGGAAAGAGUUCAGGCACCAUCGAGUCCUCUGGAUCAGUGGCGUUUAUCACUAUGACGUCAGCCCCAGCAAUCUCAUGGUUUACCGGGCCCUGAGCAGUUUAAUGAUGGGUGUCAUCAACGACUGGGACUUGUCAUCACCUGAAAAUGGGUCCGGUGGCCACGGGCGCACAGGAAUGAUACCAUUCAUGGCGAUGGACCUUCUCACAAAGAAAGCCAUCAAGGGCGAAGCGGAGCACAUGUACCAGCACAUCGCUGAAUCGUUCAUCUGGGUCCUUAUCUGGGUCUGUCUUCAGUAUGAGGAUGGAAAGCUCCUGAGCAAGGACAGACUACUCGAUUGCUGGCUCACAGGAGAUGCUUUUAGUUGCCAGGAGAUUAAACGUAGCUUCUUACAGUUGGCAAUGGAAAAUAGAAUAAGAGCCCCUCUGCCGCCCCAACCUCUCUGGGAACUCGAUCUGUUUCUCCUUACCUUUAUCGUCUCGUUCUAUGUGGAGGAUCGUAACUUUUCCGUAUUGGAAAGGGAAUCUGGAGUCUGGACAAACAAAAGAGUCCUGGUACCUUGGUCGGGCGAAAUACCUUUGAAUGGCAAGGGCGCUCUGCCUAGACACUACCACACCCCAGUAGCUAUCAAACAGCAAUAG